AUGUCUGAGCCAGUCUGAGCCCACUUCUGAGCCAGUAAUAACUAGCCCGAGGCUGAGGCGGAGCCAAAGCUGAGCUGAUCUGAGCGCUCCCUUGCGCUCGGACCGCCUUCCGUGAUCGGCGCGCCUGCCAGUCCUCGUCCUCGACUCGGCAAAGCGGAGGCGUGCAGCUUGUGUCCUUCCUCUCCCACCUCGUUCACCGUCAGCUCGGCUUUUCGCUCUAACCCCCGCCCCUCACCUCACCUCCCUCCCCCACAAGUGAGUUCACCAUCUGCCCAUGUUCUAAGCCUGCACUCUCACCCAACUGAACACGGUCUACGGUCGCCCCGCGCGCGUGGCAGUGUCGUCCGCGAACCGACGAAUCACCAAAGAGUACGCCGAGCUGCAAGCCGACUGGCCGCCGUACGUCGUCGCACAACCCGACGAAUCCAACCUUCUCCACUGGGUCAGUCAUCUUCUUCCAUUCAGUCUCGUAUUGUGCUUCGGCUUAGGAAACACGGUCGACGAAGGGUCGUGAGGGGCUCGUGUCCGUUCCCGUUUCGAUUUCGCUCAUUCACUGACGUAGUGCGACCCGGAUCGAAAUUCCCUGCCCUGCCUUCGCACAACACGCGACACAUACACAUCAAAUAGACGGGCACCAUCACCGGACCGCCCGACUCGGCUUACAAGGGUCAGUCAUCGACAGUGGGUUGUGUCGUAGUUACCCACUCAUCAUCACCACCUCGGUCGCUAACCCCUCAGGCGGCAAGUUCAAGAUUGACAUCACGUUCCCCAUCGAGUAUCCGUUCAAGUCGCCCAAUGUUAGUCUCAAGUUGAUCACAAGACUUUUUUCUGAGCAAGUACUGAUAUGCACUUUCCCCCCCACAGAUCAAAUUCGUGAGCGUUCAGUCCGAGAAAAGUCCGGUUGGAGGACUCACCCGGACCCGAGUCGUGUGACCCCUUUAGCGAGCGCUCGGGGAGCUGACAGCCCGUCGUGACUUUAAAUAGGCCACCCGAAUCUAUCACCCCAAUGUGACCGACGACGGAGCGCUUUGUGUCGGAGUGCUCAAGGUCAGUCCACAUCGCCCCGCACCUUCGAGCUCGGCGCGAUCGGGGCGCGCAGAAUCUGACCACCGACCCCCCAACGACGACUGGGUCAAACAGGCCGAGGCAUGGAAGCCCUCCACAAAAAUUGAUCAAGGUGAGACCGAGAAGAUCGCUCUUGGGUCUGACAUCGAUUGCAGUCGACUGAACAGCCCGUCCGUGUGAUGGAACAGUCCUUCGAGCACUCGUUCAACUGCUACAGGAACCGAAUGGUCAGCCUCAAUCGGGCUCGGAGCCGAGAAUACCGGAAUACACGUGUAGCUGAUCGUCAUACCUCCCCUGUUCACAGCCGAUGACGCCCUCGUGGCUACCAUCGCCGAGGUGAGUCGUUCGCUGCUGCUUGGGGAACGUCAGGCUCAUACGACCGCCCUUGCAACCUCUUUCUGCUCGCAGCAAUACACCAAAGACCGGCCUGCGUUCAACAAGACGGUGAGUCAUCUCUUGAUGUUCUGCAAAUGAUCCCCCGCACCCCCGACUCAUCCAAGAUCUAUCUCGCUCUCUUCAGGCGCAAGAAUGGGUCAAGAAAGUGGGUCGAAGGUCGUCAUCACAUCAUCCCUUUCAGCUCGAAAAGCUGAUCAGAGACUUCGCAUACCCUUCUACAGUAUGCAUGA
Messenger RNA from Microbotryum saponariae, 1691 nucleotides. NCBI's taxonomy places the organism in Eukaryota, Fungi, Basidiomycota, Microbotryomycetes, Microbotryales, Microbotryaceae. The record is from the annotation of a GenBank genome assembly.